AUGGAGUACAUGAAAGCGCAGUUUCCAAAAGGGCUACCCACACUGAAAGAAUUGAAAGCAGCCAAUUCUGGCAAAGAAGUACCUCCUGAGACAGCUUGGAUCUGGGGCAAAGAUGAUGAAAUUGCAAAGUUAGGCCGCAUCAAUCUACUGACACCGGAGCGAAUUCGUUCUGCUAAAGACAAAGAAGUCAAAGACGGAGAUGUUGUUUCUCUCAACUGGGACAUCAAGCUUCCUUCGCAACCGGCUUUCGGACGCCAGCCAUGCAAACACACAAUCUCAACUGUACCAGGUAGCGAAUACAUCUUUGACGACUGGUUAGACAUGAACAUACAAUCUGGCAGUCAAUGGGACGGGUUUCGACAUUAUGGGCAUAUAGGACACAAGAAGCUCUAUAACAAUCUCGAUCCGUCCGAAGUUCUCAGUGGCACAAAAUGCGGAAUGAACGUAAUGUCGGACCAUGGAAUCGUCGGCAGAGGUGUACUAUUAGAUUAUUACUCCUGGGCUUUGGAAAACGGCAAGCCUUACGACCCUCUUACCUCUCACGCAAUAACGGUCGAAGAUCUAGAGGCUGUAGCCAGAGCGCAGGGUAUCACAUUUGAAGUUGGAGAUAUUUUGCUCGUACGAAGCGGAUACACAGCCCGAUAUUACGAGCUAGAACGCGAGAAUCCUCAACGACUUAAGGAAGCUGGCGUUGAGUCCCCAAAUCUUGCAGGUGUGGAGCAGUCGGAGGAGAUGAAAGAGUGGCUUCAUGAUCAUUAUUUUGCGGCUGUAGCAGGUGAUGCACCAGCUUUUGAAGUGUGGCCUGGAAAUCCGGAUUGGAAGUUGCAUGAGUAUUUGCUGGCAUUGUGGGGUGUGCUGAUUGGGGAGAUGUUUGAUUUGGAGGCGUUGUCGAAGCAGUGUAAGGCGAAGAAGCGAUGGAGUUUUCUUUUUAUCAGUUCUCCGCUGAAUAGUCCUGGAGGAGUUGCUAGUUUGGCAAAUGCUUUGACUAUUCAUUAA
Molecule: messenger RNA, 996 nt
Organism: Glarea lozoyensis ATCC 20868
Lineage: Eukaryota; Fungi; Ascomycota; Leotiomycetes; Helotiales; Helotiaceae
Product: Putative cyclase
Exons: 4
Coding region: 1-996 (331 amino acids)
Molecular function (GO): arylformamidase activity
Source: RefSeq, a predicted model, not a curated record